CUCACCCUCUUCUUUUCUUCACUCACCAAUCACAAUCACAUGCCAUCCAAUUUUCUAGACACAACAGGAAUAAUGGUGAGGGGAAGGUUCGUCAGAAAACUAAAACUCCUCCCAACCAUAACCAACUUGAAGAAACAAGGCUUUGUUCUUCAAAAAAGGUUUCCAACCCCAUAUCAUGACUACAAAGAAAACAACCUGUCUGAGCUAGUGCUUGAGGAUGGUAAUCAUUUUGAGGAGGAAGAAAAGUUAUCAGACAAGAUGGCAUCAUGCAACAACCAAUACCCAUCUCUCAGUGAUUUCAAAGAGUUAUGUCCACCAGGAGGGAACCACUCGAUCGUUCUCUACACAACAAGCUUGAGAGGGAUAAGGAAAACGUUUCGUGACUGUAACACCAUCCGUUUCUUGUUGAGGAGCUUCAAAAUAGUGUACCAUGAGAGGGAUGUGUCUCUGCACUUGGAGUUCAGAGAGGAGCUGUGGAAAAUCUUGGGAGGGAAAGUUAUUCCUCCAAAGCUUUUCAUCAAUGGAAGUUACAUUGGAGGAGCUGAUGAAGUGGUUGGGUUGCAUGAGACGGGGUGGCUCGGGAAGUUUCUAGAAGGAACACCAACUCACUCUAGUGAUUCUCCUUGUACUGGUUGUGCCAACAUUGGAUUCGCCAUUUGUUCCAACUGUUGUGGAAGUUGCAAAGUGUUCAGUGCCAACAGGGACAACAAUGAUGAAUGCUUCGUUAGAUGUCCUGAUUGCAACGAGAAUGGCCUUGUCAAAUGCCCUGUUUGCUGCUAGAGAUUUAUAUACAACCCUUGGUGCGUUUGAUUUCUUUUUUCAGUUCAUAUUUCUGAUUACAAAAGCAUCAUUUCUAUUUUCACUCUAUAUUUUCUUUUCAAAAAUUUGUUAAGGAAAAAGGUGACAACAAAUUUACUUUGGUUGUUCUCACCGAUUUCUUUAUAGAUUUGUGAAAAUGAGAAGUAGAAGUAAAAAUAAAUAGAUGUUUUAAUAAUUGUUGGCAUCAACUGAAAAGAAAAAACAAACCAAGUUGGCCAAAUAAGUUUUAUAUCAUUCUUCUUGUACUAUAUUAUUGAUAUUUUUUGCUCUUUAGCCUUGUCUGUCUCUGGUUCCUUAGAAAUGGACAUUGUAUGAAACUCGUACCAUCAAAUGUAGAAACUGCAAUACAAGCUCAUGUUGUGUAGUGUGACAGGUAAACAUGUCACUCGGUUAUUAAUAGGUUGUACAGUGAUUUUGAAUGAAAAAUUUGAGUAUCGUGUUUUCAUAACAACAGUGCGUAGAUUUAGCUUCAAUGUAUAGAAUACAAAAUAAAAAGAAAAAGGAACAAAAU
Molecule: messenger RNA, 1330 nt
Organism: Vigna umbellata (rice bean)
Lineage: Eukaryota; Viridiplantae; Streptophyta; Magnoliopsida; Fabales; Fabaceae
Source: RefSeq, a predicted model, not a curated record